Molecule: messenger RNA, 1587 nt
Organism: Setaria italica (foxtail millet)
Lineage: Eukaryota; Viridiplantae; Streptophyta; Magnoliopsida; Poales; Poaceae
Product: manganese-dependent ADP-ribose/CDP-alcohol diphosphatase
Exons: 2
Coding region: 495-1454 (319 amino acids)
Molecular function (GO): manganese ion binding; 2',3'-cyclic-nucleotide 2'-phosphodiesterase activity; CDP-glycerol diphosphatase activity
Source: RefSeq, a predicted model, not a curated record
AGGUUCCACAAUUCCACAAGACUCCUCUUCCUCCUCGGGAGGGCGCUUCGAGGUUGUGCGGUCGGAGGACAACCAGUGCCCUGGCCGUGGGAGAUUUUCAGAGAUCGCCGAGGAAUCCGACCAAGUCUAUCCAGAGCAGCGGACGCUUUCGGCGACGGCCUCGUCUCGACUCCUGUCUACUUUGUGAGCCGCUCCUCGCUCGGUCUGGUGGGGCGGAGCGGAGAUCCAUCUGGGCUUGGUUGAUUCCUUCUUUUGCAGGUUUUGCUCUUAAGGUGUGGAUCGAUCUCAGAGAGUCAGAGGACACGAUAGUACGUUGUUAGUACUCUGUCAGACCUAUUUAAGGUGCGCCCACAAAUUUCAGUCUGAAAGUUCUCCAUAAAAUUUUGGGUUCAACUGAAACCCCCAUUGCCACCCUUGGCUUCAGAGUCCUGAAUGCAUCGUGUCUGUCUUCAGUUCCAGCACAGGGAUAAUUUCUUCCGAGAUCAGAAUCUCCGAUGAUGUCUGUGGCAAAUGGAGUGGCUGCUGCUUCUGCGAAGGAACCCAUGUUUUCGUUUGGUGUAAUUGCUGAUGUGCAGUAUGCCGAUAUCCCAGAUGGCCGCUCAUUCCUCGGCGUCCCGCGCUACUACCGCCACAGCAUCAGUGUCCUCCAAAGGGCUGUCAAUAGAUGGAACAAGCAUGGCAACAUUAAGUUCUCGAUCAACUUUGGCGACAUAAUCGAUGGCUACUGCCCAAAGGACAAAUCGCUGUCGGCGGUGCAGAAGGUCCUUGAUGAAUUCAACGUGUUUGACGGGCCAACCUAUCACAUGUUUGGCAACCAUUGCCUCUACAACCUUCCUCGCAGCAAGCUGGUGUCUUUGCUGAAGAUGCCAACCCAUUCAGAUCGAGCUUAUUAUGACUUCUCGCCAUGCCCUGAGUUCAGAAUUGUUGUUUUGGAUGCUUAUGACUUCAGUUGCCUUGGCUGGCCCCAUGAUCAUCCUGUGACUGCAGCAGCAACGAAGCUCCUGGAUGAAAAGAACCCAAACACUGACAAGAACAGCCCUGAUGGUCUGGUUGGCGUUGACAGGCGAUUUGUGAAGUUUAAUGGUGCAGUUGGCGAGGAGCAGCUGUCCUGGCUCAAUGAUGUGCUCCAGGACGCAUCGACACUUCAUCAAAAUGUCAUCAUAUGCAGCCAUCUCCCAAUGGAUCCCGGUGCUUCUUCCCCGGCAGCUCUCAUGUGGAACUACGAUGAGGUUAUGGCUAUUGUUCACCGGUACAACUGUGUCAAGGCCUGCUUUGCGGGGCAUGACCACAAGGGUGGCCACUCUGUGGACUCGCACGGUGUGCAUCACCGCACUCUUGAGGCUGCAUUGGAGUGUCCUCCUGGCACCAGCGCUUUUGGGCAUGUUGAAGUGUAUCCUGACAGGCUGCUGCUUGUAGGUUCUGACAGAAUGGCCAAUACUGAAAUCCAUUUUUGAGCCAUUAGACCAUUAGACUGAAUUGUCUAGCAUACGAAAUUUCAUGUGACCUCAUUGUUUGAUGGCAUUAUUCCAUAGGAACUGAGUUAUAUUCAAUAAUGAAAUGAAAUCCAUAUGAUCCAAAUUUAGUUUC